Messenger RNA from Dipodomys spectabilis (banner-tailed kangaroo rat), 1569 nucleotides. RefSeq names its product nucleosome assembly protein 1 like 3 (gene Nap1l3). The record is from RefSeq and is a predicted model, not a curated record. The transcript has 3 exons. Gene Ontology annotation, molecular function: chromatin binding; histone binding. Gene Ontology annotation, biological process: nucleosome assembly. Gene Ontology annotation, cellular component: nucleus; chromatin. Lineage: Eukaryota; Metazoa; Chordata; Mammalia; Rodentia; Heteromyidae. Bases 1 to 1569 code for a protein of 522 amino acids.
AUGGCAGAAGCCGGUCUUAAAAUAGUCACGGAACCUGCCAGCCAGGGGGCUGCUGAAGAAGAGAUGGCUAGCUCUACUAGUGAUUCUGGGGAAGAUUCUGACAGCAGUAGCAUUAGUAGCAGCACUACCUGCUGCAGCAGCACUGGCAGCAGCGGCAGUGGCAGCAGCCGCAGCCGCUUGUACAGAAAGAGGGUACCUGAGCCUUCCAGAAGAGCAUGCCGGGCUCCGUCAGGUACAAAUUUCGUGGAUAGGCUGCCACAAGCUGUCAGAAAUCGGGUGCAAGCGCUCAGAAAUAUUCAAGAUGAAUGUGACAAGGUAGACGCCUUGUUUUUAAAGGCAAUUCAUGAUCUUGAAAGGAAGUAUGCUGAACUCAAUAAGCCUCUAUAUGAUCGGCGAUUUCAAAUCAUCAACGCAGAAUAUGAGCCUACACAAGAAGAAUGUGAAUGGAAUUCAGAGGAUGAGGAGUUUAGUAGUGAUGAGGAGGUGCAGGAUGACACCCCUAGUGAAAUGCCUCCCUUGGAAGGGGAGGAAGAAGAAACUCCUAAAGAUAGUGCUGAGGUGAAGAAUGAAGAAAAAGAGGUUCCAAAAGAAAUUCCUCAUUCAGAGGCUGAAGAAAAAGAUGUUCCUAAAGAAAUUGCUGAGGUAAAGGUUGAUGAAAAGGAACUUCCUGAAGAAAUUGCUGAGACAAAACCUGAAGAAAAGGAACUUCUUGAAGAAAUUCUGGAUUUAGUAAAUGCUGAAGUAAAAGCUCAUUCCUCUGAUUGUAUGGACGUAACUCCAGAAAAAGAAGAAAAGGAAGACCCUGAAGAAGCCUCCCAGUCAAAGGGAGAAAAUAAAGAACAGCCUAAACUAAUUGAAUCUAAGGCCAGGGCUACAGUCAGAGGAGGUCAUAAAAGUGUUCCGGACACUAGACCUAAAGAAAGAGUGAAUCUUAAAAGAGCUCGAGAGGGAAAACCUGAAAAAGAAGAGCCCAAAGGCAUUCCUAACUAUUGGCUGACUGUUUUGAAAAAUGUUGACAAACUUGGGCCUAUGAUCCAGAAGUAUGAUGAGCCUAUUUUGAAGUUCUUGGCAGAUGUUAGCCUGAAGUUUUCACUACCUGGCCAGCCUAUCAGUUACACCUUUGAAUUUCAUUUCCUACCCAAUCCCUACUUCAGAAAUAAGCUGCUGAUAAAGACAUACAAAAUAAAGUCAAAACCAGAUCACAAUGAUCCUUUCUUCUCUUGGGGAUGGGAAAUUGAAGAUUGCAAAGGUUGCAAGAUAGAUUGGAGAAAAGGAAAGGAUGUGACUAUAACAAUAACCAACAGUCGCACAACUGCUACUGGAGAAAUUGAAUUCCUGCCCAGAGUGGUUCCUAAUGCAUCAUUCUUCAAUUUCUUUAGUCCUCCUGAGAUUCCUCAGAUUGGAAAGCUGGAACCACGAGAAGAUGCUAUCCUAGAUGAGGACUUUGAAAUUGGUCAAAUUUUGCAUGACAAUGUCAUCUUGAAGUCAAUUUAUUAUUUUACAGGAGAAGUCAAAUGCUCCUACUAUCGAAUUGGCAGAGAUUAUGGAAAUAGGAAAUAUCGGAAAUAA